This is a messenger RNA of Bactrocera neohumeralis, 1389 nucleotides long. Its product is annotated as nucleoporin seh1-like. The transcript is spliced from 5 exons. The coding region runs from base 62 to 1135 and encodes 357 amino acids. Gene Ontology annotation, molecular function: protein binding; structural molecule activity. Lineage: Eukaryota; Metazoa; Arthropoda; Insecta; Diptera; Tephritidae. Gene Ontology annotation, biological process: cellular response to amino acid starvation; positive regulation of TORC1 signaling. The record is from RefSeq and is a predicted model, not a curated record. Gene Ontology annotation, cellular component: Seh1-associated complex; nuclear pore outer ring.
ACAUUGCUACGAUAAUUUGAGAUUGUUGUCAAUAAACGUACAUAUUCGUUUAAUUUACAAAAUGUUUGAAGUCGAUCCCAUAUCUGCUGAUCACAAAGACGUAAUCCAUGAUGUCGCAUUUGAUUAUUACGGUCGACGAAUGGGUACUUGUUCAAGUGAUCAAACAGUUAAGAUAUGGGAUGAAGAUGAAUCCGGAAAGUUAACAGUUUCUAGUAGCUGGAAGGCGCAUUCUGGUUCUAUUUGGCGUAUAUCAUGGGCACAUCCCGAAUUUGGACAAGUUUUAGCUACAUGCUCAUUUGACCGCACAGCUUCUGUAUGGGAAGAAGUUGCUGGUGAAAAAGUAGCAGCCACAAUGACACCAGCACGUCGUUGGGUGCGGCGAACGACUCUUGUAGACUCACGCACAAGUGUAACCGAUAUAGAAUUUGCUCCCAAAUACUUAGGACUUUUGUUAGCUACAGUAUCCGCUGAUGGUAUUAUUCGAAUAUACGAAGCUCCGGAUAUAAUGAACCUGUCGCAAUGGCCUGUUCAGCACGAAAUAACAUGCAAAUUGCCUUUAACCUGUAUAUCAUGGAAUACUUCUACAUAUAAACUUUCAUCACAUCUUUUAGCGGCUGGUAGUGAUGAUACAGCAAUGAAUACAGGUAAAGUAUUUAUAUUUGCAUACAAUGAAAGUGCAAGAAAGUGUGCUGAAGUGGAAACCAUAAGUGAAAUAAAUCAACCAGUAACUGAUUUGGCGUUUGCCCCUGCUGCCGGUCGGAGAUUUCAUAUUCUGGCCGUUGCUAGUAAGGAUCUAUACAUUGUAAACAUUCGCGGACAAAAUGAUUCUACUUCGAAUAUGACACUUGAAACCCAAACUACAAGGUUUAGUGACCAUAAUUGUCCCGUUUGGAGAGUGUGUUGGAACAUGCUGGGAACGAUGUUGAUUUCUACUGGUGAUGAUGGUUGCGUUCGUAUUUGGCGAUUGAAUUAUACAAGGAACUGGAAAUGCGCUGUCGUUUUAAAAGCGGAAGGAAGUUUAUCGCCAUACGAACCAAAUCUUCACUCUCCGACUUUUACUACCGCUGCAGUUGCUACUGCGAAAUACUAUAAAAAAGGAACAAUUAGCAAUCCUAGCCAAGUUCCUUGGCAUUAACAUAAAUGUAUAAAAAAUAUGUUACUGUGUAUGCCGGACAACACAGAAAAUAUAUUUUAUAUAUUUUAAGGUAGUUUUAUAUCGAUUUGUUUUUAGUUAGUAUGUAGGUAGUUCAAUAAGGAAAAAAAAGUAAUGUGGCUUCGUUAAUAGGAUAGUUGGUUUAAAGUUGUUAAAAUACCAAUUGAAUUGUAUCUAUUAUGGGAUAAUGCUUAUAAAUACAUACAUACAUAUGUUCUAUAUAUGUAUAUACGAAA